Messenger RNA from Pezoporus flaviventris, 2789 nucleotides. It is a transcript of the gene KLF10, whose product is annotated as KLF transcription factor 10. The record is from RefSeq and is a predicted model, not a curated record. NCBI's taxonomy places the organism in Eukaryota, Metazoa, Chordata, Aves, Psittaciformes, Psittacidae. Gene Ontology annotation, biological process: regulation of transcription by RNA polymerase II. Gene Ontology annotation, molecular function: RNA polymerase II cis-regulatory region sequence-specific DNA binding; DNA-binding transcription factor activity, RNA polymerase II-specific. The transcript has 4 exons. The coding region runs from base 260 to 1591 and encodes 443 amino acids.
GCCGUGCUGACACACUGGCCACGCUGCGGGGCAGCCGCCGAUCACGCGCGGGCGCCCGGCUCCCAUUGGCCGGCGCCUCACACACCUUUGCAGGUGAUUGGCGGAGGGUGGCCGAGAGCCCCGCCCCCCUCCCCCCUCCCCACCCCGCGCGCGGGUCCGGGGAAGCCGCCACCUGAAUGGGGAGCGGCGAACAAAAAGAGGAAAAUAAAGGCAGCGCGCGGGGAGCGCCCCGGCAGACUCGGGCCCGUCACCGUAAGAAAUGGACAUGAUGACUGAGAAACAGAGAGACAGUAGGUAUUUCUGGAACAAGACUCCUGAAAAAAGUGAUUUUGAAGCUGUAGAAGCACUUAUUUCUAUGAGCUGCAAUUGGAAAUCAGACUUCAAAAAACAUGCAGAAAUGAGACCUAUAACUCCAGCAUCUGAUAUGUCAGAAGAGAGCGAUGAGACCUUGCUUCCUGGAGUAGCAGACUUCAGUGCAAUACCAGCUUUUUGCCUGACCCCCCCCUACAGCCCUUCUGACUUGGAGAUGUCGCAGGUGGUCCACCCUGGCAAGUCGCUGGCCGAGGCUGCCAGGUCUCCUGUGCCUGCUGUGCCUCAGAGAGAAGUGGAGAGGCCCCUGAAGGCUCAGGCAACGAGCGUUAUUCGCCACACGGCCGAUGCCCAGCUUUGUAAUCGCCAGACCUGCCCGGUGAGAACAGCCAGUGUGUUGAAAUACCCGGAUGGUGUUUUGAGGGAAACAAGCAGUAAGGAAAACACGGAAGCAGAGCAUUCAGAGUGUUCUGCCGCAGCGCUGAGCAGAGCCAGUGAUGAGAGCAGCGAGCUGCCAGUGGUGGAAGGGAGAAUUGCGGAAACAGCCGUCGCUCCGGUGGCCCUCACAAAGCCCUUGGUCAGCAGCAGGCAUCAGGCUGUCCCAGUGGUCCCGCCGUGUCCUGCCCAAGGCAGUGGAGCCCCCCCUGUGCCAGUGAUUUGCCAGAUGGUCCCUCUGCCUGCAAGCAACAGCGUUGUGACGGCCGUGGUGCCCAACCCUGCGCCAAGCCAGCAGCCGGCUCUGUGUCAGCCCAUGGUCUUCAUGGGUACCCAAGUUCCCAAGGGUGCUGUUAUGUUUGUUGUGCCCCAGCCAGUUGUACAGAGCCCCAAGGCUCCCAUUAUUAGUCCAAAUGGCACGAGACUCUCUCCCAUUGCCCCUGCUCCUGGCUUUGUACCUUCGGCAGCAAAAGCCACUCCUCCCACUGAUUCUUCGAGAAUAAGAAGUCACAUUUGCAGCUACCCAGGAUGCGGGAAAACAUACUUCAAGAGCUCACAUUUGAAGGCCCAUGUCAGAACACACACAGGAGAAAAGCCGUUUAGCUGCAGCUGGAAGGGCUGUGAGAGAAGGUUUGCACGGUCUGAUGAACUGUCUCGCCAUCGCAGAACGCAUACUGGGGAGAAGAAAUUUGCCUGCCCCAUGUGUGAGCGGCGGUUCAUGAGGAGCGACCACUUAACGAAGCACGCCCGGCGCCACUUGUCGGCCAAGAAGUUGCCCAACUGGCAGAUGGAAGUGAGCAAGCUGAGCGACAUCGCCGUGCCGCCCGCAGCGACCACUGCGCAUUGAGAGGGCUUGUGCUGAAGGCGGUGGAAUUAACUGUUGUCACUGGGAUGUGCCAGCUGGAAAAAGGCUUUUCCUCCCAGUCUGUGGUUCUCCCACACCUGCUGCUGAUGGCAGGGCAGCAGGGAGGCAGUGGCAGUCUGUGCUCCUCACAAAAAUGUUGCUGGGAGAACUGGUGGCUGACUGGAACAGCGGGUGUCUUUUACACUGGUAAGGAGAGAGAGGAACGGAAGGUUCUAGAGCAGAGCAUAUGUUAGUUCUAAAUCUUGCAAAUUGCUCGUAGAUACUUGAGGUCAGUCGCGUGUAAGUGUUGCUGAAGGUUUGCUGCUGGCACUUGAGACCAACUCCAGUUCUAACUUCCCGUUGUCAGUCUUCAGUGCAGCAUGGACUAGGAAGACAGCAGCAUAAGGGCGCAGGCGUGAAAGCCCAGAUUGCACCCAUGUGAGAUAAUCUGAAUCAGUUUUCCUGCUUCUGCCACCUUUUCUUGGUAGGAAUCUUUUUCUCCUACCCAUUUUCUGGCCCCAUUGUAAGCAGUGCUUUGGUGCCAAACGCAUGGAGAUUUGAGACCAGUGCUCCAGCACAAGGUGUUGGACACAGCCUGGUCUGGAAGGGCUCUGGGUGGGCACUCAGGGGCACUCCCCAGGCGAUUCUGAAUCCUUGCUAGCUUUGAUACUGUCCCAGCUUCUCUGGCAAGCUUUGUGCUCCUUCAGCUGGUUGUACCUGGGCAUGGGGCGAUGCUUCUGCUCCUGUGUUUCUGGCGGUUUCCUUCACCCCUUCUCAUAGCUGUGUUCACUGCAGGGACACAGGGCACUUUUAAGAGAAAUGUUGUAACUGAAACUGCUCGGGUUGGUUAAGGAAGAAACCAAACUCUUGGGCUUCUUUAGCAUGUUAUUCUUUGAGAGAUGGUUUGUACAAAAAAUGAAAUGGAUAUAUUAUGUAUUGUAUUAAAUUAGAAAGUUGUGAUUUGAAAGGUAAAACAAGGCAGUAAAGACACCAGCCUAGAAUUAAACUGUAGCUUUUGUGACAAAUAAUGCAUCAACUUUCACUAUCUCUAUUUUAUCAUUUUAUGUUGAGGACACCUACCAGAAAGUGGACAAGUUUGACAAUAGUGUAUUAGAUACGCUCUUUGUGACUACUUUAAAGAUUUGCACAUUUCUUAUGUUGUACUUUAUACUUUGUUUACAAUAAACCCAAUUUUCUUUAA